AUGGAUCAGAAGGCUCUUGUGAUUGCGUACAUGGACACCUCUGAAGGGAGACGAAUUUUACUGAGCCUCCCAAAGAAAUCGGCGGAGGAACUUGGGCAUGGUUUUCCACGUGGGGCGGUCAACGUGGCUGAGGAGAAUAACGAGCAACUUACUGCCUGCCGCGAAUUGAAGGAAGAAACUGGCUACACGGGUAAAAUCUUAAACAUCAAGGAGAGUUGGACAGAACAGCACCCAAGAAAUGCAUAUGACAUAAAAUUUACUGCUUUUCUUGCACACAUUGAGGAGGGAGCAACGCCUGUAGAUGAAAAGGACACAAAGGAUCGCAAGAACGUUUGGGUGAAAGAAUAUGAGGUCUCAAAAAAGGUUUCCAGAAGACAGACUUCAUUGACAGCCUGGGAAAAGCUUUCCAAAAGGCUUCCCAGUCAUAUGAAGUGA
Molecule: messenger RNA, 435 nt
Organism: Melampsora larici-populina 98AG31
Lineage: Eukaryota; Fungi; Basidiomycota; Pucciniomycetes; Pucciniales; Melampsoraceae
Exons: 2
Coding region: 1-435 (144 amino acids)
Source: RefSeq, a predicted model, not a curated record